AAUUAAAAAACGGAAUUUUAAAAGAUUGUUACUGUUUAUUUUUUUAAGCGAAGAUUUGAAAUACCUUCGUUUGGACUAAAUAAAUAUUUUUGAUUGAUUUGGUGUAUGAGGUGGGUCAAUGCAUUGGAUGCAGGUUCUAUUUACCAUUCUCUAUGUCUUGACCAUACUCUCUAUAAUGUCAAGUGUUAUCUCGAGUCCUAUCAAUCAUUAUAAUGUUUUAAGUUACGGAGCAGUUGGUGAUGGAAAUGAAGAUGACACUCAGGCAUUUGUUGAGGCAUGGAAUGCUGCUUGUCAUUGUGAUGAAGACACACCUAGAUUGGUUGUUCCUGAAGACAAGACAUUUUUGGUGAAUCCUAUCAACUUUUUAGGCCCUUGCAAGUCUGGAAACAUCGAAGUUGUGCUAUCAGGAACAAUUAUAGCUCCUGAUGGUUCCAAUCCCUGGAUGGAAAAUAAUGUUGGAAGAUGGUUAGCUUUUCGAGAUGUACAUGGGCUAAAUAUAACUGGGGAUGGCAUGCUAGAUGGUCGUGGAGAGAGAUGGUGGGAUUUUUGCAAACAUCAUCGAGUAAAAAGUUGCAACAGACUUGCUCCUUGGAUACUCGGUUUUUCGAAUUGUACUGAUGUUCACAUGAGAGGAAUUAACACUGCACGAAGUGGUGGAGGUCAUAUAUUCAUCUUUGGUUGCGAAAAUGUUGAUCUUGCAUUCUUGAAUAUACAAGCACCUGCAACGAGCCCUAACACAGAUGGUAUUCAUAUUUCACAUUCAAGUUUUAUAUACAUUGACCAAUGUACUAUUGGCACUGGCGACGAUUGCAUUUCCAUGGUAGAUCGUACAUACAAUGUUAACAUAACAAAUGUUGAUUGUGGACCUGGUCAUGGUAUAAGUAUUGGAAGCUUAGGUGCAAAUGGAGAAGUUGUAGAUGUUCAGAACAUAACUAUUAGAGAUAUUAACUUCUACGGAACAACUAAUGGUGCAAGGAUCAAGACAUGUAGGGCCGGGAGAGGUCGAGUUCAAGAUGUUUAUUUCUAUAAUAUAAACGUUACAGAAGUGAAAAAUCCGAUUAUUAUUGACCAACAUUAUGGUGAAAAAAAAUCACAUUCAACAAAAAUGAGAGCAGGAGUUCACAUAAGCGAUGUGCAAUUUUUUGGAUUCUUUGGGACAUCGAAGAGCAAAGUGGCUAUCGAUCUGAACUGCAGUGAGAAUGUGCCUUGUACCAAUCUCAGUUUGGGAAAUAUUAGAUUGGGACCUGCAGAAUCAGGAGAGGUCACUUCUACCUGCAAUAAUGCUUUUGGAUCAACCUAUGGAGUUGUGAGGCCCAAGUCUUGUCUGAGAUACCAGCGGGAAAGUAAUUAAAUACCAAUUUGUGGAUCCAUGAAAACAAUUGCUUAGGUUAUGAAAUCAGAGUUUAAAAAGACAAAAAGGAGAAAAAAGGGUUUCCUUUAUUGUUUAAAAAGGGUUUCCUUUAUUGUUUAAAAAGGGUUUCCUUUAUUGUUUAAAAAGGGUUUCCUUUAUUGUUUCAUGCUAACAAGUUUCUACUGUUGGUGGCAUACUAAUAUGAUGAAUAAAGAUCUAUAUUUUCACA
Messenger RNA from Jatropha curcas, 1580 nucleotides. Its product is annotated as putative polygalacturonase At1g80170. Lineage: Eukaryota; Viridiplantae; Streptophyta; Magnoliopsida; Malpighiales; Euphorbiaceae. Gene Ontology annotation, biological process: carbohydrate metabolic process. The record is from RefSeq and is a predicted model, not a curated record. Gene Ontology annotation, molecular function: polygalacturonase activity.